AUGACCGACAAAAUCAAGGGAAGAGUCGACGAAUCACGGAAUCAUCGCUCGACGCUCGAGAAGACUCAUGCUCAAAGAAAACGAGAGCUCGAUCGAGUUGCGCAACGAGCCAGCCGCGAGCGGACCAAGAAUCGCAUCCGCUUUCUGGAAGAAAAGCUAGCGGCGCUCGAAGCAGAAGACAGAGACUCACGGAUCUGUGACUUGAUGAAGGUGAUCAAAGAUCUCCGUGAGGAGAACGGGCGUUUGGCUUCAAGGCUGUCCAAAAUCAAAGUUUGGGCAGAUGUUGACACUCAGUUAAGUGAGGAAAGCCCAACAGGCAAUACACAGCUGCCGGCACCGCUGACUCCUUCCCGAGUCUUGACGCCCGACUCCGAGGACGCCACCGGCGAUGCUCCAUUGGAGCUGGUGGACGGUCAUGAAGUCAAGGCGGCAGGCUAUUCUCAGCAAGUAUUCCAGGAUCUGGGUUCGAACGAGCCUGAUGAUCCAUUCCCAACCACGAUUGAUUUCAAUCUCGAGAAUGAGACACAGGAAUUGAAAGACCUGGCUUGGGCUUUUUUAUCUGGUCCGUCUAGCAAGCCAGCGGUCGAAGCGGUGGCUCAAGCUUCGCCGUUUGACUCUUCAGAAACAUUAUGUGGACUCUCCAACUUCAUCCCAUCAUCCAUCGUCUGGGCUCCAACACCUGCCACUCCGAUGAUGUUUCCCUAUUCGGAGCUCCCUGCCGAGGCGAAGUGGUCCUUCGGAAAUGAAGCUUACACAUAUGCGAUACGAUCAACCCGACAGAUGGGAUUCGAUUGCAGUCUAACCGAGCUACAAUCUCCCCUCAGGGCCAUUCUCUCCGGCUGGGAAGUCGUGGAUGAACGGCAGCGGUCGCAUCCGUUAUGGAUGGCGCUCAGACAUGUCGACGAGCUGAUAUUGCCCAACUGGUCCAUUGCACAGAAGAUUGCGUACAUGCUCAUUGCGUACCGCUUGCUUUUGUAUCGAAUAAAUCCCACGAAGGAGAAUCUGGAUAGAGUUCCGCCGUUCCUUCGUCCACGGCCGUCACAAGAGCGGAUUGAGCAUCCCAUUGUGAUUGACUUUUUUAUAUGGCCUGGACUGCGUGAUCGCUUGGUCUUCAAUCAUGAUAGAUAUUCCCGAACAGGCCACUUCUCUGCAGCUUACUGCUCCUACGUCCGCUUUUGCUGGCCCUUCCCGGACAAUUAUAUCUUGGCCCGCGACACGUCCAACAAUUACAAAGUCUCCCAACUCUUUGAGAAAUAUGCCUAUGACGUGAAUAACUGGACUGUGGACGAGCGGUUUUUUACAAGCUUGCCAGAACUGCGGGUUGACGUGCCGUGUUCGACCGAAACUUGGUCGGGAAAUCUAUUGGGUGCUCGAUGA
Molecule: messenger RNA, 1377 nt
Organism: Cladophialophora immunda
Lineage: Eukaryota; Fungi; Ascomycota; Eurotiomycetes; Chaetothyriales; Herpotrichiellaceae
Exons: 5
Coding region: 1-1377 (458 amino acids)
Biological process (GO): regulation of DNA-templated transcription
Molecular function (GO): DNA-binding transcription factor activity
Source: RefSeq, a predicted model, not a curated record